Messenger RNA from Trichophyton benhamiae CBS 112371, 9432 nucleotides. RefSeq lists its product as uncharacterized. The transcript is spliced from 4 exons. The record is from RefSeq and is a predicted model, not a curated record. Gene Ontology annotation, cellular component: extrinsic component of membrane. Gene Ontology annotation, biological process: protein retention in Golgi apparatus; protein targeting to vacuole; late endosome to vacuole transport. Lineage: Eukaryota; Fungi; Ascomycota; Eurotiomycetes; Onygenales; Arthrodermataceae. Bases 1 to 9432 code for a protein of 3143 amino acids.
AUGUUAGAAGGGAUAGUUGCGAACCUGUUGAACAGGUUCCUGGGGAUGUAUGUGAAGAACUUCGAUGCAGGACAGCUUAAUGUCGGUAUAUGGUCCGGUGAUGUCAAACUACGAGACCUGGAACUUCGCCGCGAGGCACUUGACCAACUACAUCUACCGCUGAACGUUAUCGAAGGCCAUCUCGGCGAACUCACGCUCUCUAUUCCAUGGUCUAAUCUUCGAGGGAAGCCCGUGAAAGUGCAUAUUCAAGAUGUGUUCCUCCUUGCGGCGCCGAAGGAGGAUUCCACUUACGACCCAGAAGAAGAGAGGAAGAGAGAGCAUGCGGUUAAGAUGGAGAAGCUUGAAAGUGCUGAGCUUAUCAAGGAGCAGAAUACCGAGGGUAUGAGCCAGGAGGAGCAACAGAAGAACCAGAGCUUUACGCAGAGCUUGAUAACUGCCAUCGUCAACAAUCUCCAGGUGGCUAUCAAGAACGUUCAUUUUCGUUAUGAAGAUGCCAUUGCUGCUCCUGGACAUCCAUUCGCCGCGGGUGUCACGAUCAAGGAACUUAGUGCUGUCAGCACGGAUUCAAAUUGGAAGCCUACCUUUAUACAGUCGACGUCUACCAGCAAUUAUAAACUUGCUGUCCUGAACUCUCUGGCAGUCUACUGGAACACAGAUGCAGAGCUCUUUGCGCCAGAUCAUGGAGCUUCUACAGAGUCAGGAGAAGCUGGAGAUACUGAUGCCCCGAUAUUCAGCCAUGCUGAUUUGCUAGAGAAAUUCCGAGAUGCUGUUGCUACGGGUGAGAACAAUCAGUAUAUUCUCAAGCCUGUCAGCGGCAAAGCUGGCCUGGAAUUAGACACCUCCCAGAAUGUCGAUCAUCCGCGAGCCAAAGCUAAAUUGAUAUUCGAUGAACUCGGCUUUGUGCUCGACGACCAUCAAUACCGUGAUGUUUUGAUGCUAGUCGACCUCUUCCAUUACUUCAUUCAGCAUCGAGAGUAUCGAAGCUUGAUGCCCGCUUGCCGGCCAAAGGAAGACCCCCGUGCCUGGUUCAGGUUUGCUGGUCAAGCCAUUCUCAGUAAAAUCCACGAACGAAACCGCAAAUGGACUUGGGGCUAUAUAAAAGAACGGAGGGAUAAUCGUAUCCGGUAUAUCGAGUUGUUCAAGAUGAGAAAGAGAGAGGACCCCAUGUCACCUGCGGAGACGGAGGAGAUGAAAGCUCUUGAAGAGAAAUUGUCGUACGAAGAUCUGCGGUUUUGGCGGUCCCUUGCUAGAAACCAUCUGAGAAAAGAGAGGAUUGAGUGCCCAAAGAAGGUUGUCAGACAGCAGACCUGGUCCGAGUGGAUAUGGGGAACGAGUCCAAAGGAGGAAGACCAGCCCACGUCCAUGACGGAAGAACAACGACAGGAACUGUAUCAAGCUAUAGAUUGGGAUGAGAAGAAAGCUAUAGCUGAUGCGGUUGAUCUUCCCCGAGACUCCGUCAAGUUCCAGGUAGACUCGAGCCUCCGAGCUGGCAGCUUCACCUUAAAACGAGAUCCUCAUGGCAAGGCGGAUGAGAUAUUAAAGCUGGUCUUUGAGAACUUCCAGGCAAAGGCACUACAGCGGCCGGAUUCGUUCUUGGUCCAGGUUGAUCUCGGUGGGUUACGGCUGUUCGAUCAUACCACGGACAAUACUGCCUUCCCUCAGAUUGUCCGUGUUAAAGAUAGCUAUUCCAUGCCAAGCAAGAAUGUUGAAGAGAUUACCGAAAUGGAUAUACCUGAAUCCCCUGACAUUGAAACGAUAGACCGUGAGAACGAUGAUAGCCUGUUCUAUCUCCAGUUUGAAUCAAAUCCCCUAGAUGGGAGCGCGGAUUCUGCUCUUCGCAUGAAACUCAAAAGUCUUGAAGUUAUAUAUACCCCCAAGGUAUUAGUUGAGAUCGUCAAGUUCUUCCGCCCUCCGGAACGACAUAUGGAAUCCAUCGGCGCUCUCCUGGAAACUGCGGGGGCAACUGUUGCGGAAAUACGUCAACAGACAAGAGCUGGGCUGGAGUUUGCCCUUGAAGAGCACAAGACCAUUAACGCCCAGCUGGACAUCCAGGCUCCACUUAUCAUUAUACCUGAGAGCAUUACUACAGGUGACAGCAUGUGUCUCAUCUUUGAUGCCGGUAGAGUGAGCGUGACCAGCAAGCUGGUCGACAAGGAGACUCUGAAGAUGGUUCAGAGCAAGCAAGGCACUGAAAUCGGCGACGAUGACCUCAGCCGACUUGAAUCCUUGAUACCCAAAACGGAAUCAAAGAACCUGCAUAUCAUGGACCGUAUCAAUAUGGACUUUGUGCUUGAGUUAUGCAUUGCCCCCAAGUCAACACUCACCAGGACACGGAUAUCAGGCCAUCUUCCAGAAUUCCACGCCUCUAUGUCGGAUACGAAAUACAAAAAUCUCAUGAGACUGAUUGACAUUGCCAUCCCGAGAUUCGACACCGAGGAGUCGUCCACGAAUUCAGCGGAGAAAGUCGCACAACCAGAAACUACAUCAGUUGAAACCAGAGCCAGGUCGCAGUCGAUUCAGUUCCCUCGACAAAAAGACGUACCUGUUUUGCAGUCGGAAAACGACAUCGCAGGCCCCGAUGAUAGGAAAUCAGCAGAAUCGAAGACUCCUAAAAAUAUACAUCGGCGUAUGUUUGAAUUCAAGUUUACCGUGGAUACCCUGAGGGGCUCAUUGUAUCGAUCUGACCCCAGCGAUGAAAGAAAAGAUAGACUGCUGGUUGAACUGGUGGCUGAACACUUCCAACUCGACUAUAAUCUCAGAGAAUAUGACAUGGCUGCUGACAUUGUUCUGAAAUCUUUGAGUAUUGAAGAUUAUAUCGAAGAGCAUUCGUCUGCCCCCGAAUUCAAGAAAAUUGUCACAUCCAGGGGCUUCGAUGCAAAUGAAGAGAAGGACUUGUUCACUCUAAAAUUUAUCAGAGUUAAUCCCAGCUCUCCCGAGUUCGUUUCAGUGUAUGAUGGCGUUGAAAUGAACCUCGACCUAGUAGUGUCGACCAUUAAUUUGAUUGUUACUCGGAAGACAUUGCUUACCCUAUUGGAUUUCAUUUUAAUUACUUUCACCAACCAGAAUCCACAGGACCAGGUUCAAAACUCUCAUGAACAAGCCGCCUCCAAUGACUCAAAGGAAGCUCCGAAGCCAGCUAAUACAGGGAAAAUUCGAAUAAGCUCAAAGUUAGAGAGGAUUUCCCUUAUCUUGAAUGACGAUGGCAUUCGUCUAGCCACCCUCAGUCUGAAUACUGCGGAUGUUGGAAUAUUCCUUGCCAAUGAAACGAUGCAGAUCAAAUCAAGAAUGGGCAGUCUGACCUUAUUCGAUGAUAUCAAUGAAAACGGCAAGUCGUCAACAGUCCGUCGGCUUAUGAGUAUUGAAGGGGAUGAUUUCGCGGAUUUCCGCUACCAAACUUUCAACCCGAAACUUAAAGACUAUCCUGGUUACGAUUCAGAGGUAGCUUUACGAUCUGGUUCGAUCAAAAUAAACUUCAUCGACGAGCCGUACCGAAGGGUUAUUAAUUUCCUAGUUAAGUUUGGGAAGAUGCAAAGUAUAUUCAACGCAGCCCGUCAGGCUGCAGCCAACCAAGCUACACAAAUCCAAGAAAGCUCAUCACUGAUGCAUUUUGAUAUCAUGGUCAAGACACCCAUCCUGGUGUUUCCCCGAAUAACCGACCGAGACGGACCUCGAGAUUUCAUCACCGCUCAUUUGGGAGAGAUAUAUGCUAGCAACGAGUUUUCUCAAGCUGACCAUGGAGAAGCAAGGUACCUGGUUAACACCAUCACCGCUGGAAUCCGUCAUAUCCGCCUCACGUCUACCUUCUACUACUCGGAAGAUGUCUGUGAAGAAUUGGAGAUGAUUGAGAAAGUGGAUAUGGAUUUCAAUAUCAAAUAUGUUCAAGAACCCGUUGACAAUUCCAUACCCGUUAUGCGUGUUGAUGGCUCUAUGUCACCCACCAAUCUUCGGAUUUCGCAAAUGCAGCUUAAAUUCCUCCUCGAGCUAUCCCAAACCAUCCCGGCUGCGUUUUCACCUGACCAAGAACUUCAAGAAGGACAAGCCCAUCAGGCCCUACCCGAACUAUCUGCGGGGUUAAGUACAGCCGCUAGUUCAGAAAAAUCCAACGAGUCCAAGUCACUCACGGAUGGAUCUGGUAAAAAUGCCGCAGAGCCUAAAAAGUCAAUUCAACUCGAAUUAGGAUUCCGCGUGGAAACUAUUGGGUUAGAACUGCUCCUUGUGAACGAGGAGGCGCCGGUUCAGUCUCUCGAUGAUGUUAGCUUGUCUAAGUUCUUCUUGAGCAAUACCAAUGUGAAGCUCCGGAUGUUGAACAAUGGCUCCCUCGAGUCUGAACUGCUUAUCCACUCCUUUAAUGUACGAGACAGCAGAUCAAAGGAGAUAAACCGGUUCCGUAAGAUUAUGUCCCUGGUCAAUACCGAAGUUCAGCAACAGUUUAUGGCCAGUCUUUCCAUGUCCGGUGGUACCGAUCGCCAAUUAGUGGUGAUGGUAACAAUCGAUAGCCCGCGUAUUAUAUUCGCUGUCGAUUAUCUGUUCUCUCUCAAAUCAUUUGCAGCAGCGGCAUUCCCUGCUGAGCCAGAUACAGAUGCUUCAGAAAGCUCGGAUGAAGAGUCCUCGGGCCCGGUUGUGUCGCGUGAGAACCUGCAAUCUAAACCAGCGACUAUUCCUUCAAGCGCUAUGACAGCAGAAAACAAAUCUUCCCUUACAAUGUCCUUCAGAUUCAACAUGGUUGAUUCUCAAGUCAUCCUGGUCGCUAACCCAACGAUUGCGAACACAGAAGCUAUCGUCCUGGGGGCUAAACAAAUUGUCUAUUCCCAGCAGAAUGCGUCAACUCUUCAAAUCACCAAGGUCGGCAUGUUCCUUUGCCGUAUGGAUAAAUUUGAGACCAGUAGACUGCGUAUUCUGGACGACUUUUCGCUAGAAUUAUCCAUGGAUACUCAGAGUAAGAGCAAAAGUUUCUCUACAACCAGGAUUGACAUGCAUGUGGAGCCAUUGAUUCUUCGGUUGUCACCACGAGAUAUCCUCCUUGCUCUGCAGAUAAUGAACAGAGUAUCUGAGAUGACUUCACCGACACAGCCUCAGAAUGCAGCAAGCGAGUCGAAAGCUAUUGCUGCUAAACCCACACAGGCAGACCUACAGUCACCAAGUACCCCCGUUCAAUCUCGAUUGACUGCAGCAGAUAGAAUUCAACAGUCAUCCAUAGUGAAGAAGGAAGAAAUGUCCAUUCAAAUGGAUGGUAUUAGAGUUAUACUGAUUGGUGAUGUACACAUACUUCCCUUGCUUGACUGGAGUGUGCAGUCAUUCCGAGUCGAUGUCAGAGACUGGUCUGCCAAUAUGAGUGCUGAUACCACUUUCGACACCUUCAUCAACGUUUACAAUUUCUCGAAGUCUACUUGGGAGCCGUUGAUUGAGCCCUGGCAGCUUGGAUUCCAUAUGUCGAAAGAACUAAGCCCUGACAUAUUCUCUAUUGAUGCAUAUUCCCAUAAGAACAUGGAGUUAACAGUCACAUCUGCAACGAUUGCUUUGGCGUCUAAAACAAUGCAAUUCUUGUCUGCGGAUGAGGACGUUCUUUCAAAGCCCAGAGGUACAGAUACUCCUUAUCGAAUCCGAAACUAUACAGGCUUUGAAUUGCGAGUAUGGGCAGACACUGGCAAUGGAGAGGAAGGGCAUGCCUGUACCCUGGAAGAUGGCGAAGAAUACCCCUGGAGGUUUGAAGACCCAACUACUAUGCGAGAGAACCUUACUCCGGAGGGCAACGCUGGUACGGUAGGAAUUAAGCUUGAGGGCAGUGGAUUCGAUAGCAUCAGCCGCAUCCCCCUCAUCCGUGAGGGGGAAACACUUUAUAAUCUGAAGCCAAAGAAAGAUAAAGUGCUACAUAAGCUGUUGGUGGAAGUCAGCUUGGGGACAGAUUACGUCAAGUAUAUCACCUUCAGAUCCCCCCUUGUGGUGGAGAAUAAGACACAAAUACCCGUUGAGGUUGGGGUAUAUAGCCCCGAAGAGGGACAUCUUCUUAAGAUUGAAAAAAUACUUCCAGGUGAUUCACGUCCAGCACCAGUGGGUGCCGCAUACCUACAUUCUCUCGUUGUGCGCCCAGAUCAGGGCUUCGGGUACAAUUGGUCAAACGAGAGGCUCUUCUGGAAAGAUUUGCUGAGACGACCGACCAGAACCCUCAAAUGUCAGAGUGAGAAUGGACAACAAUCUCCACCAUUCUACUUCCAGAUGAAUGCCACUUUUGACAAGAAUGAUCCUCUUCUGUCCGUAUAUCCGUACAUGCGGGUUCGUGUCUCUGCUCCUAUUGAGAUCCAAAACUUACUUCCAUAUGACUUUAAGUACCGCAUAUAUGACAAAAACUUGAAGAAAGAUUGGACGAACUUCCUUAGAAAAGGAGGGGUGAGUCCGGUCCAUGUCGUGGAGCUUUCUCAUGUACUCCUCCUAAGUAUUGACAUGCAGGAUACAGCAUUCAGGCAAUGCGAGUUUGCAAUAGUCAAUGGGAAUGUCCAAGAGGAUUUCAGGAGAGAGUCUACCCUUACUGUCCAAGAUGAUCAAGGCCAAGAACUGAAACUAGGCCUUCACUACUUUACCGUUCCCGAUAGUGGUGGUGCCUUUAAGGUCUCUGUGUUCAGUCCCUAUCUUGUUCUGAACAAAACCGGACUCGAUCUCAACAUACAAAGCAAAGGCGUCUUCCACGGAGGCAGGUCUGCAGCGGGUCGGGCUAUAAAAACAGAUGCAAUGAAUGGAGUCCGUUCUGCCAUUCCUUAUAUGUAUUCUUAUCCAACAGACGACCGUAAGAACCGGUCAGUCUUGAGGGUUAAUGGCUCUUCGUGGAGCAAGCCCCAGAGCUUCGAAGCCAUAGGAAGCAGUUUCGAGGUUACUUUACCAGGUUCCAAUGGCCGAACCGAGUAUCACGCAGGCGUGACGGUAGAAGAGGGGACUGGUAAAUACAAAGUCACUAAAAUAGUCACAGUAUCCCCCAGAUUCAUACUCGAGAACAGGCUGGAUGAAGAAUUGGUUGCUCGUGAGCCAGGUUCUUCCAAUGUUAUCUCUCUAAAGCCUGGUGAACUUGUGCCGCUGCAUUUCCUGAGGCAAGCAGCUGAAAAACAGCUUUGCUUCUGCUUCCCUGGUGUUAACAAUCAGUGGUCCUCCUUGUUCAACAUUGCUGACCUAGGAAUAACUUAUGUGAAACUAGCAAAGGCAAACCAGCGCCAGAGAUUACUCAAAGUUGAAGUGCUUAUGGAAGGUGCUACAAUAUUCUUACGCAUUAGUAUGGAGGCAGUACACUGGCCGUAUUCUAUGAAGAAUGAAUCGGAUGCAGAAUUCAUAUUCUUCCAAGCGAACCCAAACGUUAACGAGGACGAAGAUGAUCGCAGCACUACCUGGCGGCCUAUCCGUUACCGUCUUCCGCCCCGCAGUAUCAUGCCCUACGCAUGGGAUUAUCCUGCCGCUAAAAACAAGUCUCUUGUUCUGCUAUGUCGAGGAAAGGAAAGAUAUAUCAAACUCGCUGAAAUGGGCAACUUGAUACCAAUGAAGCUCCCGCCAACCCAGGAUUUGCCCCAAAAGAUUAUUGAUAUCCGCAUUGAAGCAGAAGGUCCUACGCAAACUCUUGUCUUAUCCAAUUUCCGACCAUCAAGAAGUGUAUAUAGGCAGCAAAAGCCUGCCUCUUCUCAAACCAGUGUGUCCACUGGAUUUGAAGUCAAGGAAAUCAACUCGGACAUUACGUUCAAAGCACAACUUCGAUUAAACGGUAUCGGGAUAUCCUUAGUCAACCAGAACUUGAGGGAGCUCGUGUAUAUCACGUUCCGCGAGAUAGAUCUCAAGCUCAGCGAAUCUAAGAUCUACCAGACGGUCAAUACCACUAUCAAGUGGAUACAAGUUGAUAAUCAAUUAUAUGGCGGAAUAUUCCCAAUUCUUCUAUACCCAAGCGUUGUCCCGAAAACUGGUAGGGAGAUGGAGGCGCAUCCAAUUUUCACAGCUACGGUUACCCGGGUUAAAGACGACUCAUAUGGAGUCUUGUAUGUGAAGUAUGCUUCACUUCUUGUUCAGCAGAUGACUCUUGAACUCGAUGAAGACUUCAUUUUUGCCCUCCUUGACUUUGUGAAGGUUCCAGGCGCCUCUUGGUCCGAGGAACGUGAGGACCCCAUUUGUGAGGCUGAACUUGGCAUUCCAGAACCAAAACAUGAAGCACAGGGACAGGACGUGUAUUUCGAGGUCCUUCACUUGCAUCCUAUGCAGCUUGAUCUGUCCUUCGUUCGUACAGAACGAGUCAAUGUUGAGGAUACGACAGAGUCGUCUAACCCAUUGAUGUUCUUCGUCAACGUCAUGACGAUGUCAAUAGGUAACGUUAAUGAUGCUCCGGUUAGAUUAAACGCACUGCUUCUGGAGAACGCAAGAGUGUCUAUACCGAUGCUUGUUUCGAAUAUCACAAACCACUAUACUCAGGAAUUCCUUCGUCAGGUCCACGUUGUUAUUGGCUCUGCGGAUUUCCUAGGUAAUCCCGUUGGUUUGUUUAACACCGUGAGUUCCGGAGUUGCCGAUAUAUUCUAUGAGCCAUAUCAAGGGUUUGUCAUGUCCGACAGACCUCAGGAGCUGGGCCUCGGAAUUGCCAAGGGUGCCACUUCAUUCGUCAAGAAGUCAGUGUUUGGAAUUACGGACAGUCUUACAAAGUUCACGGGAAGUGUCUCCAAAGGUCUCGCUGCCGCAACACUGGAUAAAGAGUUUCAGGAUCAACGAAGGAUGUCUAGAGCCCGAAAUAGACCAAAGCAUGCUCUUUACGGAGUGACUGCAGGAGGCAGUGCUUUUGCUACCAGCAUGGCAAGUGGAAUUGGUGGUCUUGCGCGUCAUCCACUGGAGGGUGCUGAAAAAGAAGGAUUCCAAGGAUUUGUUAAAGGUGUCGGAAAGGGAUUCCUAGGACUUGCAACAAAGCCAGCACUCGGUGCUUUUGAUCUAGCUUCCAACUUAUCUAACUUUAACGCAGAUCUUGCUGAAGGAGUAAGAAAUACGACUACAGUUUUCGAUGCCGGGGGCCUUGACCGAGUUCGUUUAACUCGCUUUAUUGGUCGAACUGGAAUUGUCAAACCGUAUUCUCAGCGAGAAGCGCUGGGCCAAUUCUGGCUCAAAACGACAGACGAUGGCAAAUACUUCAACGAGGAGUAUAUUGCUCAUCUAGAGUUCCCUGGCAAAGAUAUGCUUGUGUUAUUGACGUAUGAUCGAAUCAUGCUUGUCCGAUCAAAGCGUCUCACAACAGAAUGGGACAUCAAAUUGACCGAUAUUCAAAAGAUAUCAAAGGAGAGAACAGGAAUGACCAUAACGCUAAAGGGCGGCACCAACGGACCAUUCAUACCGGUACAGGAUGAGAGUGGAAGAAACUGGUUCUACAAACAAAUUGCUAUUGGUAUGUUUACUUAUCAUCAUUUCUCCCGGCAAGUUGAGUAUAUUCAGUAA